UGUUCACAGGUGAGCUCCCCAACAGCCACUGGUCACGAUGGAGGCCAUCAAGAAAAAGAUGCAGAUGCUGAAGUUGGACAAGGAGAAUGCUCUGGAUCGGGCAGAGCAAGCUGAAGCCGAGCAGAAGCAGGCAGAAGAAAGAAGUAAACAGCUGGAAGAUGAGCUGGCAGCCAUGCAGAAGAAGCUGAAAGGGACAGAGGAUGAGCUGGACAAGUAUUCUGAAGCUUUGAAGGAUGCCCAGGAGAAGCUGGAGCUGGCAGAGAAGAAAGCAGCUGAUGUGAGUGCUCAUAUCAUGCUGUUGCACAAAGGAUCUGGUAACAGUAGUCUGUAAUAGCGGAUUCCUUCUGACAAAAUGGAGGCAUAAGAUAUCUUCCAAUUCCUACAAAAGGAAUUGUAAGCGAUGAUUAAUUACCAAGUCCUGAAUCAUUCAAGGUUUGGAGAGGCAGGCAAAUCACUGGUGCAUAUUGACUCUCAAAAGUAACAGGGGAAAAGACCAGUACUCUAAAUAGAACACUUAUAUUCAUAACUGAUGCCAAAUAGAUUGAGAACUUUGUCAACCUGCCCAUCUCUUCAUCCCCCAUUAAUUUCUUCCAUUGAUUUUCAGGAGAUGGGAGAGAACCUACCUGAGCAGACUUUAAAAGGAGGCUGGAGGUCAUCGUCUUUUGAAGAUGAGACCCAGAAAGUCUAGGCUUUUCUUAGUACCUGGGUUUGGAGCAUUUGUGGGGUGCGUGGAAGUAGAGGCUUGUAGGGUGUUUAUGUUGUGGAGAGGACACAGGGUGCCCUAGCGGGUAGGUGGUGGCGGAUCAGCACUGAGGGAGUGAGGGGUCAACGGCGGGUGUAAAGGCCGCACAGGCCAACCAUUGGGCAGCCUGCCCAGCGACUGGAGAGGCUUAACCACGACGCGCCUUCCGGUUACCAUGGUAGCCUUCCCUCUUCCCAACCCCGCCCCCCUUUGCUGGCCCGAGG
Molecule: messenger RNA, 966 nt
Organism: Aethalodelphis obliquidens (Pacific white-sided dolphin)
Lineage: Eukaryota; Metazoa; Chordata; Mammalia; Artiodactyla; Delphinidae
Product: tropomyosin alpha-3 chain-like
Exons: 3
Coding region: 38-331 (97 amino acids)
Source: RefSeq, a predicted model, not a curated record